AUGAAAAGCGAGAUUGUGAGCUUGUUCGAGGAGGAUAAGGACCGAGCAAAGAGGCUAUCAAGAAAGACCGAGGUUGGAGAUGAGUUCAUAUACUACGACUUCUCAAAGACUCAUAUUACCGAGGAAAUAAUUGACGAGUAUCUGGAAAAGAUGAAGGACUAUGGGAAGAAGAUCGACGGGAUGUUCAGGGGAGAGAAAAUAAACUUUACUGAGGAUCGAAAGGUUUUACAUGUGGCACUAAGGGACAAGGAUGUGUUGAAAAUGAUUGACGGGGCUGGGGAUGCAAAGCUAGAUGAGGAUCGUAGGAUGGUUUAUGAUGAGCUGGUGAAGAUCAGGGGAUUUGUUGAGGACUUCGAUGGAGGAAAAAUAUGUGGUGUGACUGGGAAGAGGCUAGAGACCAUUGUGAACAUAGGAAUAGGGGGAAGCGAUCUUGGGCCCAGGAUGGUGUGUGAUGCCCUAAGCCAUUAUGGAAGGAAAGGGAUAGAGACAUACUUUAUCUCGAAUAUAGAUGCAACAGACACCAUCAAGGUUUUCGAGAAGAUUGAUCCCGAGAAGACCCUGUUCAUUGUGGUGAGCAAGACAUUCACGACUCUUGAGACAAUAAAGAAUGCAGAGCUUGCCAUGAAAUUCCUAGAGAAAAGGCUGGGAAGGAGUAAGUCUGAGAUUGCAAGCAAGCACUUUGUUGCAGUGAGCUCGAAUGUUGAGGAGGUCAAAAAGCACAAUAUCUCAAGGGUGUUUUCUAUGUGGGACUUUGUUGGAGGAAGAUUCUCCUUGUGGUCUGCCGUGGGAAUGUCUAUAGCUCUUUAUAUAGGGUUUAAUAACUUCAUGAGGCUGCUUAAGGGGGCCUCUGCGGUGGAUGAGGAGUUCAGGAAGAGCAGGGGAAGGUCGAAUGUUGAGAUGGUCCAUGCUAUUGUGGAGAUAUUCUACUCUGAAAACGGAUACAACAACAAGUGCCUGGUUUCUUAUGACCAGUACAUGGAGAAGCUCUACCUGUAUCUGCAGCAGGCAGAGAUGGAAAGCAACGGAAAGCAGUCGUCGAGAAACGACACUGGGCUGAUUAUAUGGGGUGGUCUUGGAACGAACACCCAGCACUCUUUCUUCCAGUUGCUGCACCAGGGGACAAGGAAGAUACUGGUUGAGUUUGUCAUGCCUCUUAGGCCACUACAUGAUGAGGAAGAGUACCACCGGAUGGUUGUUUCGAACUGCCUAGCACAGAGCAGGGGCCUUAUGGUUGGUAGGAAGGAGUCUACCCCUGAGAAGUCGUUUGAAGGAAACAAGCCAAGCAUCACUGUCUGCUAUUCAAGGCUUACACCCGAGACUCUUGGGGGGAUGAUAGCACACUACGAGCACAAGAUAUUCAUUCAAGGGCUAUACUGGGGAAUCAACUCUUUUGACCAGCCUGGGGUUACCUUAGGGAAAAAGAUAGCGACCGAGGUGUUUGAAACUCUUGAACGAAAAGAGGACGGAAAGUAUGAUGGGUCUACAAACGAGAUGCUCCGUCUGAUGAAGUGCUGCGGAAAGUGA
Molecule: messenger RNA, 1524 nt
Organism: Encephalitozoon hellem ATCC 50504
Lineage: Eukaryota; Fungi; Microsporidia; Unikaryonidae
Product: glucose-6-phosphate isomerase
Exons: 1
Coding region: 1-1524 (507 amino acids)
Biological process (GO): glycolytic process; gluconeogenesis; glucose 6-phosphate metabolic process
Cellular component (GO): cytosol
Molecular function (GO): glucose-6-phosphate isomerase activity; monosaccharide binding; carbohydrate derivative binding
Source: RefSeq, a predicted model, not a curated record